This is a messenger RNA of Arachis duranensis, 2932 nucleotides long. Its product is annotated as pentatricopeptide repeat-containing protein At5g39710. Bases 48 to 2330 code for a protein of 760 amino acids. The record is from RefSeq and is a predicted model, not a curated record. NCBI's taxonomy places the organism in Eukaryota, Viridiplantae, Streptophyta, Magnoliopsida, Fabales, Fabaceae. Gene Ontology annotation, molecular function: protein binding. The transcript is spliced from 3 exons.
UUUUCAGGCAGCAUUAACAUCUUGCCAACCCUGUCACUGGUGCUCCCAUGGACCAUCCAAAACCCACAAUGGACUUUCCCAAACCCCAAAGCCAGAACCUUUUCUCAUCCUCAGACACCCUGAUAGGCGACAGGGCCAUCACGUACCUCAAACGUCAUCCCCAUUGCCUCCCCACACUCUCCCCUCACUUCACUCCCAAUGCUGCCUCCUAUGCCCUCCUCACUCUUCAACACCACAAGCCCCACACCCUCCUCCUCAAGUUCCUCCAAUGGGCUCGCCCCCACCCUUUCCUUACCCUCCCUUGCAAGUGCCUUGCUCUUCAUCUUCUCACCCGGUUCAAGCUCUUCAACCAUGCCCAAUCCCUUGCUGAGGAAGUCAUUUUAUCCACUUCCCCAAACGACCCCACGGGAUCCCUCAUUUUCCACCAGCUCAGGGACUCCUAUCACUCCUGCAACUCCAGCUCUGCGGUCUUUGACUUGCUUGUUAAGUCUUAUUCUCGUCUUAAUUUAACUCACAAGGCAAUGAACAUUAUUCAUUUGGCAAAAGAUCACGGGUUUAUGCCUAGUGUGCUAGCGUACAACACAGUGCUUGAUGCUAUUAUGAGGUCUAAGCUGUCUGUUAGCGAUGCAGAGUAUGUGUUGAGGGAUAUGAAUCAAAAUGGUGUGUCGCCAAAUAUAUAUACUUAUAAUGUUUUGAUUAGGGGGUUUAUUGUUGAAGGGAGGUUAGAGGAAGGGUUUGGUGUAAUGCGUGAGAUGGAGAGGAGUGGGUGUUUGCCAAAUGUGGUUACUUUUAACACUUUGAUAGAUGGAUGUUGUAAAGCGAGGAGGGUGGGGGAGGCUUUCGAGUUGUUGAGGGGGAUGUCAAGGAAGGGGGUGGAAGCCAAUCUGGUUUCAUAUAAUGCUGUUAUGAAUGGAUUGUGUCGCGAGGGGAGGAUGAGUGAGACGAGGGAAUUGCUUUUGGAGAUGGAGAGGAGAGGCUUGGCACCAGACGAGGUGACUUAUAAUACACUUGUUAAUGGAUACUGUAAAGAAGGGAAUUUCCACCAGGCACUUGUUCUUCAUGCUGAGAUGGCAAGGAAGGGACUGUCUCCAAAUGUUGUUACUUACACCACAUUGAUCAAUAGUAUGUGCAAGGCUAAGAAUUUAGGCCGUGCGAUGGAGUUUUUGAAUCAGAUGCGAGUUAGAGGGCUGAGCCCAAAUGAGAGGACGUAUACAACUAUAAUUGAUGGCUUCUGCCAGCAGGGGUUGUUGAACGAGGCUUAUAAGGUUUUGAGUGAAAUGAUUGUUAGUGGAUUUUGGCCGUCAAUUAUAACCUACAAUGCACUUGUCCAUGGAUAUUGUGUUUUGGAGAGGAUGGAAGAAGCCAUGGGAGUUUUAAGGGGUAUGGUUGAGAGGGGGUUGUCCCCAGAUGUUGUGAGUUAUAGCACAGUUAUAUCUGGAUUCUGCCGAAUUCUAGAGUUGGGAAAGGCAUUCAAGUUGAAGCUUGAGAUGGUUGAAAGGGGUGUGCUGCCUGAUGCUGUCACAUAUUCGUCGCUUAUUCAAGGUCUCUCUCAGCAGAGGAAAUUGGGUGAAGCGUUUGAUCUCUUCCAAGAAAUGAUGAACAGGGGUCUUCCACCCGAUGAAUGUACCUACACUAGUUUGAUAAAUGCUUAUUGUGUGGAAGGGGAACUAGGUAAGGCUCUCCAUUUGCAUGAUGAAAUGAUAAAGAAGGGGUUUCUGCCUGAUGUAGUUACCUAUAGUGUUCUUAUUAAUGGACUUAAUAAAAAAGCUAGGACAAGAGAAGCAAAAAAGCUUCUUCUGAAGUUGUUUUCUGAUGGAUCUAUACCAAAUGAUGUAACAUACGAUACUUUGAUACAAAACUGCAGUAACAAUGAAUUUAAGAGUGUGGUUGCUCUUGUCAAAGGAUUCUGCAUGAAGGGUUUAAUGAAGGAAGCAGAUCAAGUUGUUGAGACAAUGCUUGAGAAGAAUUAUAAGCCCAAUGAAGCAGUUUAUAAUUUAUUGAUACAUGGACAUUGUAGAGGUGGAAAUGUUCAUAAGGCGUACAAUUUGUACAAGGAGAUGGUGCGUCAUGGUUUUGUUUCUCAUACUGUAACGGUGAUUGCUCUAGUUAAAGCUCUAUCUGGAAAGGGGAUGAAUGACGAGGUGAGUCAGGUAAUGCAAAAUGUAUUGAGGAGCUGCAGGCUCAGUGAAGCCGAGCUAGCGAAAGUACUUCUUGAAAUUAACUUCAAAGAAGGUAACAUGGAUGCUGCAAUAAAUGUCCUAGUUGAUAUGGCCAAGGAUGGCCUGCUACCUGAUGGUGGGAAGUUCACAUAUUCUCCAGCAACUACAUAAUAUUUUUCGUUGUGUUGAACUUGUUGCAUUGAAGUUUGAACUACCCCUUCAUGCUAAAUAUCUAGCAUGAUUGUGCUUAAGGACUUGGAAUGCAGGGACGGGUUCUUGUCAAGAAUGAGAUUUCAAUUUGUCUCCCAUAUUGAUCUGCUUUCUAAAUUCCUAAUGACAGAUUUCAAGUUCGAGGAGUUACUUUUUAUGAAGGAUGUAAACGGUGUGGGAGUGCUGCUUAAAUUGAGAAACUAUCUCUGGACAUGUAAGUUCAUCAGACAUUGAUAAUCUGCAUGCUGGAAUCUCCAGUAGCUGUAGAAGUUCAAAACUGCCAAGAUUUUGAAGAAAUGCGACGACUUGAGGAAACGGACUGAAUCCUAGUAGCCGGGCACAGCAUUAUUGCCGGAUGUCACUGAAAUCUGUGGUACAAGUUCAGGGGAUUCUAGCAGGGUUGCAGUCUUGUAUGGCAUUGCUAAUGAAUGGUAGUGAUUUUUUAAGUGUUGAAUUGACAUUCAUUAUUCUUAUUCAGAGUAGUGAGCUGUGCUACAAAUUUGCAAAUGUUAUUAGUUGAAUAUUGUGAUUUCCUGUUCAAGGAUGCUGGAGUUCUUUCCUAA